This is a messenger RNA of Caenorhabditis elegans, 784 nucleotides long. RefSeq lists its product as uncharacterized. The record is from RefSeq and is marked reviewed. Lineage: Eukaryota; Metazoa; Nematoda; Chromadorea; Rhabditida; Rhabditidae.
AAGAAAAACAAAUCAUUUCGUAAAGUUUUUCUAAAUUUCCACCAAAAAAUAUGGUCGUUUUUGGUUUAGAAAUUCUAACCUUGAUUUGUCAUUUGAUUCCCAUUCUGUUGGUACCAUUGAUUUUAAUUUUCUGCUCGUCGAAAAAGAAAGAGCCACACCGUCCAUCCGUAUCUCCGACAAACACAAAUGUUGGAACAACUCAGUCUAGUUCACCGGCUUUAACACCAAUACAGAGAACUCCUACUAAACCGGAUUCUGAUGAUGAUGACGUUAAAUUCAACAUAACCGUCAAGGCACCAGUGGAGAAAAAGGAUGAGUUUGAAGGUGAUGAUGAAGAGAAUCCGUUGGCUAAACUUGCACUCAAAACAAAACCUAAAAAACCUGUUGAUGCGGCAAUACCUGCGCCUCUGAAGACACCAGCGAAGGCACCUCGAACAAGAACAAAAGAGAGUGCGAUUGCUCCGGAACGUGUAUUCCUGGCGCCAAAUGAAAAGCAGAUUGGGGUUUCUCGCUACCAAUUCGAGGCUUCACAGCCACCUACCACAAACAACAAUGCUCUGACUAAGAAACAAUCUGUUGACAUGAAAAUGCCAAAAUCUACAGAUCUGCCUGCAGUUCCAACUCGUGCAAUGACUCCCGGACCAAAACCAUCUUGUGAUCCUCCGAACAAUAAUAAAAGUGCAAUGAAGAUGAAGGUGAUGCAAGAACCUACUUGCAAAGAAUUGGCUGUGGAUAAAACUCAAUGAUCCUUUGAUGUUUUCAUUGUAUAAAAUUUAUUGUCUUG